Messenger RNA from Dichomitus squalens LYAD-421 SS1, 1629 nucleotides. Its product is annotated as kinase-like protein. Gene Ontology annotation, cellular component: nucleus; cytoplasm. Gene Ontology annotation, biological process: endocytosis; signal transduction; peptidyl-serine phosphorylation. Gene Ontology annotation, molecular function: ATP binding; protein serine/threonine kinase activity. The coding region runs from base 1 to 1629 and encodes 542 amino acids. The transcript is spliced from 8 exons. Lineage: Eukaryota; Fungi; Basidiomycota; Agaricomycetes; Polyporales; Polyporaceae. The record is from RefSeq and is a predicted model, not a curated record.
AUGACAACUCCUCAUGUAAUAGCAUCUUCCUCAGUACAUCACUCCUCUCAGUCUGCUACCUCCAAUGGCGUCGUGGGCAAUCACUUUCGGGUCGGAAAGAAGAUUGGAGAGGGUUCGUUCGGUGUCGUCUUCGAGGGCACGAACAUGCUCAACAAUCAGCCUGUCGCCAUCAAGUUUGAACCGCGCAAGUCUGAGGCUCCUCAGCUGCGCGACGAGUACCGCUCUUACAGGACUUUGAAUGGCACCCCGGGUGUCCCCCAGGUUCACUACUUCGGUCAGGAAGGACUGCACAAUGUCCUCGUUAUUGACCUGCUCGGCCCCAACUUGGAGGACCUGUUCGACAUGUGCGGCCGCAAAUUCUCGAUCAAGACGGUCUGUAUGGCGGCCAAGCAGAUGGUCACCCGUGUGCAGUCGAUUCACGAGAAAUCGCUUAUUUACCGCGACAUCAAGCCCGACAACUUCUUGAUCGGUGUGCCGGGUACUAAGACCGCCAAUACAAUCCACAUCAUCGACUUCGGUAUGGCUAAGCACUAUCGUGAUCCCAAGACGAAGGUGCACAUUCCCUACCGUGAGCGGAAGUCUUUGUCCGGCACUGCACGUUACAUGUCCAUCAACACGCACUUGGGCCGCGAGCAAUCUCGUCGCGACGAUCUUGAGUCUUUGGGUCACGUCUUUAUGUACUUUCUGCGUGGUGGACUGCCAUGGCAAGGUCUCCGUGCUGCCACAAACAAGCAGAAGUACGAAAAGAUCGGCGAGAAAAAGCAGAGCACGCCCAUUGAAGAGCUCUGCGAGGGGUUCCCUGAGGAAUUUGCGAUCUACAUGAACUAUGUCCGCAAGCUUGGCUUCGAGGAGACGCCCGAUUACGACUUCCUUCGGGAGCUGUUCACGAAGGUUCUGAAGACUCUUGGCGAGGCGGAGGAUGGAGUAUUCGAUUGGAUGCUUCUCAACAACGGAAAGGGUUGGGAAGCGAGCCACACUUCUACUCUUCUGGCGUCUGCGCAUGGGGGCACUCCCCACACUCCUCACAGGGACCGUCACCGGGAGCGCGAGCGGGCGCACAGGUCAUCGCGCAACCAGCUCGACAACGGCGCACCCUCACCAUCGUCCCCGUUGGUCCUGGCGCCUACACCCGCCCACGUCAAGAGCACCAGCCGCCGUCCUCACGAUGCUUCCCGUGGAGGCUCGCGCGAGCAAGUUAGUGUGCAGCCCUUGGCGCCGCAGAGCCGACGCCAGAGUCAGCAACAAGUGGCCCGCGCCGAGCGCGAUAGUGGGCUGAUUGCCCCACAUCCCUACGCGGCGCCCAACAGCGCAGGCGGUUACCGCACGAACGCCUACGGCAGGCAGUCACCUAUCCCACCAAAUGGGGCACCUGCCGUGGGCGUCUCUGGCGCGCUGCAGCAGCACCCGAACAACUCGGAGUCGUUCAUGUACGGCCAGGGCCAAGGGAAGAAUGGCACGGCCAGCCGGGAGGGAACGACAACCGCGGGCACGAGGCAGGAAGGGAUGAACGGACAGACGCGGGCGAUGGGGGUGUACGAUCGGGAGCAGAUGGAGCGUGUUGGGGAACAGGACGAGCAUGGGAUGGGCAGGAAGAAGGGUUUCUGGGCUGCGUUCUGCUGUCGGGCAUGA